This is a messenger RNA of Morone saxatilis (striped sea-bass), 2263 nucleotides long. RefSeq lists its product as uncharacterized. Bases 164 to 2158 code for a protein of 664 amino acids. Gene Ontology annotation, molecular function: nuclear export signal receptor activity; zinc ion binding. Gene Ontology annotation, cellular component: nuclear envelope. NCBI's taxonomy places the organism in Eukaryota, Metazoa, Chordata, Actinopteri, Moronidae. The transcript is spliced from 12 exons. The record is from RefSeq and is a predicted model, not a curated record.
GCCCGUGAAUAAAACUCUCCACAACCUUUACACACAACAAUCUCAGUCUGUUGUGUCACGUUUCAAAUUGCGACCCCAACAGAUUCGGUACCUUUCGUCGCACGUAAUGAUGCAAAACGACUGCGCUGCCGAGUCACUUGACAGGUAACAGUAUGUGGUAACAAUGAUGGAGGAUGGGGAGGGAGAGAAGCCGACAGGUGACUCGGAGCCUGUGCCUCAAACACAGCAGCUGUGUCGCUUCUACUCUCAAGGAAGACGCUGCAGUUUCGGGAAGAAAUGCCGAUUCCUACAUGUAAGAGAUAAUGCCAGAACUCAUGAGAAGAAAACCGUCACGACUCCUAGCCAAUCAGAUGUCACAUCUCCAAACUCGGAGGUCCCUGGAGGAAGUGAGGGGCACAGGCCUCCUCCCACUAGUAACUCCACAGUUGCCCCAGCAGCUAGCCGUCGCCCCUGUCGCUACUUUAUCUCAGGCCACUGCACCAUGGAAGACAGAUGUCGCUUCUGGCAUCCACCGCAGUUCACCCCAGUGGAGGACCACCCUAUUCCUUGCACAAGGCCUGUGCAGAGGAACCCACCAGUACCCCGUCCCAGCAUCCUCCAGGAGGUUAAGUUGCAUGACCUGACAGAGGAAGUUGUCAACCAACUACGAGACACAGAGAUCAAGCAGUUGAAGAAGCGUUUUCCCAAAGACCAGCUGAUUAUUCAGGAACGAGGUGAUGGCAAAGUUACUUAUUACAGGACCACUGUAGAGCCCACUGAUCCAGACUGGCCUUUUGAUCUAAAAGAAAUCGACAUCAUGGUGAGCUUCCCUGACAAUUACCCACAGGAGAUUUUUACAUUGGAUAUACCGUUGGAUCAGAAUCUGCCACCAGUAAUGUCGAGACAUGUACAGCAAGCAUCACUGGAGUGGCUUCAAGCCAAGCAUGCAACCAAUCUGCUUCUGGGAAAGGUAGAGUUGCUCUUCCGGCCUUUUCUCCGCUGGCUAGAUCGCAGUUUGGAGAGACUGUUCACUGAAGGAGCCAGGCAGUUGAAAAAAGACAUUGAUUUGGAAAAAGCUGGGCUGCAGUUCAUAUCGUACCAGGAGCUCCAGGCAACGGUGUGUGAAAAAUCUGCCUCUGACACCACUGCCGCAGAUGCAGAUGAGGAUGUCGGUGAUGAAGGAAAACUGGAAAAGACGGAGGGCGAGAGGACAAUGGAGGGAGGGAAGCACCAGGAGGUUCCCGGUUGUGAUGAAGAGCAGCAGCAGGAGGAGAAUGAUGAGGAAGCCAGUCAUCUGGUGGAGAACAUUAAGAUCAGUGAUCCCCGCAGAGGCACAGAGGUGAAGCUGUUGGGACUGAGGCUGGGAGAGAACACAGCCACCGUAGUGGCACAACAAAUCACAGUUUGUCUUCAAUGUAACAGGUGUAAGGUAACUGCAGACCUCACACUGACUGGAAGGACAACCUGCUCAGCUCAGUGUGAAAAGUGCAGUGCAAGCAUCAAUGCCGCAUUCAGGCCCUGCAUGCUGCACCAUUACAGUGAUGUCCUGGGAUACUUGGACCUUCACAAUGCUGCCCCUGCUGACCUUGUGCUUCAGGAAUGUGAACUCAUCGUGGGUUGCCUCAGCUGCUCCCAGGACGGUCCUGUGCAGAACCUUUCCUAUGGUCAAACAAAGGAGUUUAAUUGUGAACACUGCCACAGCAAACUCAGUAUUCUGGCUGAGAGCACAAGAUUCCAGUAUAUUCAGCCACGCACCAACAAAACAGGUCCAAGUGCUUGUGAGGGUAAUUAUAAGACAAUAAGAGAUCCUGCUGUGCAAAAGGGGAAGCCACUGCCAGAUAAAGGAACAUGCAAACAUUACAAACAGAGCCAUCGCUGGCUAAGGUUCCCCUGCUGUGGCCGUGCUUACCCCUGUGAUGUGUGCCAUGACGAGGACCAAGACCACCCCAUGGAACUGGCCACCAGGAUGAUAUGUGGCUACUGUGCCAAAGAACAGCCGUACAGCAGUGGAAAGGCUUGCAUCACUUGUGGAAGCAUGAUGACAAGAGGUGCACGCACCAGCCACUGGGAGGGAGGACUGGGAUGCAGAAACAAAGUCAAAAUGAACAGAAAUGAUCGACAAAAAUAUGCCAACACCAACAAAACUAUUUCAAGGAAGGCAGCCAGUGAAAAGAAGUAGUUGGUGAAGAAGAGCAUCAUUGCCUUAAUUAAAUUAAUUAAAAGACAUACAUUCAAUGAAAUUGUCUAUUUUCUGCAAUAAAUCAUGUUAUGAUCACUCUGUUAA